Messenger RNA from Ornithodoros turicata, 802 nucleotides. RefSeq names its product forkhead box protein D3. The coding region runs from base 74 to 646 and encodes 190 amino acids. The transcript has a single exon. Gene Ontology annotation, molecular function: DNA-binding transcription factor activity, RNA polymerase II-specific; RNA polymerase II cis-regulatory region sequence-specific DNA binding. Gene Ontology annotation, biological process: regulation of transcription by RNA polymerase II; anatomical structure morphogenesis; cell differentiation. The record is from RefSeq and is a predicted model, not a curated record. Lineage: Eukaryota; Metazoa; Arthropoda; Arachnida; Ixodida; Argasidae.
CCUGCCUGUUCAGCGGACCGCCUCAGCUCCGCCUCCCAAUCGCGCUUGGGACGGCGGCAGCCAGUUGCUCCCGAUGCACGACGUCGGCGGCUCGGCGGGGCCCCUCCAUGAGGACUACGGAAUGAGCCCCAAGGCAAAGAGCAAAGAGGAGGAUGGCAAGCAAGUCGUGAAACCUCCGUACUCGUACAUCGCUCUCAUCACCAUGGCCAUCCUGCAGAGCCCGGAGAAGAAGUUGACGCUGUCGGGCAUCUGCGAGUUCAUCCGGAACCGCUUUCCUUACUACCGCGACAAGUAUCCCAUGUGGCAGAACUCGAUCCGUCACAACCUCUCCCUCAACGAUUGCUUCGUGAAGAUCCCUCGGGAACCGGGCAACCCUGGCAAGGGAAACUACUGGACGCUGGACCCCGCCAGCGAGGACAUGUUCGAUAACGGCAGUUUCUUGCGACGCCGGAAACGCUACAAGCGUCAGCAGCACGAACCUCUUCACAUGUUGGGGCCCCCGUUGUUUCCAUUUCCGUACCACCAUUUCUUGCCGCCUCCGAUGACGCUGCUGCCCCCCCUGCCUACCCCUGUGGACCGGAAAGGCGCUAGUUUUACCAUUGAAAGUAUCAUCGGUCAGCAGCACCCGUCCUUCGACUGGCGAUGACAACGGCAACUUGUACAGAACACCGCGGCGGACUUUUCCAUAGCCGUAAGUGUUGUCACUUAGAGUGUCCAUUCCCAGACUGUAGAGAAGACAAUGUGUAUAGAAGCCUUCGUCGGUUGUCUUUAUGUAAUUACAUUUAUUCAUUAUUAAAGCACG